This is a messenger RNA of Aureobasidium namibiae CBS 147.97, 1059 nucleotides long. RefSeq lists its product as uncharacterized. Lineage: Eukaryota; Fungi; Ascomycota; Dothideomycetes; Dothideales; Saccotheciaceae. The coding region runs from base 1 to 1059 and encodes 352 amino acids. The record is from RefSeq and is a predicted model, not a curated record. The transcript has a single exon.
AUGACCAAGGAACGUUAUAACCCUCCCCCAGGACCCCCACCUGGUUGGAGCAAGAAGCAAGAAGCAGCAUCAGAAUCAUCGUAUGCACCUCCUCCUGGUCCACCACCUGGCUACCAAAGGCACGAUGAAAAGGCUAGCAUGAGUGAACAAUACGCGCCCCCUCCAGGGCCUCCUCCAAAUCAUUACAAUGAAGACCCCUUGGACCAAACCGCUCCGCCGGAUUACGCCCCAUGGCUGUCAGUACCGGACACAAGCUUACUGCCACCUGCUCCUGCCGUGACUCACGAUACCUCUCCGACUGCCAAUGCAACUGAAUUUUCGGCUGAGCAGGCAAAGCAGUGGUGUAGCCGUAAUCCUCUGUAUUCAGCAGGUCAGAUUCCUGCCUCGGUUCAUGAGGACUUCCGCCUUCAUGGUUUCACCUUCAGCCAGCCGUCACCACACUUCACAGGUGAGCUGAAGAGAGCAAUGCGUCAACACAAUAGCUGGUCGGUCCGCACACGUAGGAACUGCCAAGACUGUAUCCUCACCACGUCGGCUCCGCUCUACUCGGCGGCUCUCAACGACCCUUUGAGAAACAAUGGAAGGCCUUUCACCAUCUACUUUGAGGUCCGUGUUACACGUAUGGGAUCUGAUUCGGGGGACGAAGGUGACGCCGGAAUCGCUAUUGGAUUCGUUGCACCUCCUUACCCGACAUUCCGCCUUCCUGGGUGGGAAAGAGCUAGCCUUGGAGUGCACGGCGAUGAUGGGCGUCGUUACAUUGAUGAUGACGGUGGUGGUCAAGACUUUACCACGUACUUCAAGAACGGAGAGACUGUUGGAAUCGGUAUGCAUAUCAGACCGGCGCAGUUCCCUGGUCGAAGAAGGGACGUCGAGGUCUUCUUCACAAGAGAAGGGCAGAAGGAAGGAGGAUGGAACAUGUACGAGGAGCGAGAUGGAGAUGACUGUGGCAGCAUCGUUGGACUCGAGGGAGACCACGACCUGAUGGCAGCAGUGGGCAUGUUCGGACAGGUUGAUUUUGAGGUCAGAUUCAGGCGCGAGGAGUGGCUGUACCGCGCGUAG